UUCUAAAAUCUUCAUUCUACAGUUUUAUUUUAUGAAGUGAAUGAAUCAAUGAAUAGUUUGAGUGUUUCGCGUUCAUGUAAUUUGUGAUGAUUCUGUCGCUAUUGUAUUUUAGUACAAAUUAAUGUCCAACGCUAGAAAAAAUGUACUAUGCUUUUAGCGAGGCAUAGGAAAAGUAAUUGAUUGUUUCCAAAGUUCUGUUUAUCAACACUAAACUGAAAAUGGAGGCCUCUAACAAUACUGACGCCGUCAACCUUGGCGUUGGUGAAGUAGAAGCAGAAAUUGGAGAAGAAUUAAAACAAUUAGAGGAAGGAAAAGAUUUUGAUACACGAAGUGAAGUAACUAGUUCAUCUUCAAGCGAGUCAAGUACACCGAGUAUUAGUUCAGUCAGCACUAAAUCCAAAGAGAGACGCGCAAAUCGUAAACGAACUAAGUCAGAAAGCCAUUCACCUGUACAACAUAAACGACGAUGUCUUACAACCACUAACAGUAAGGUGAAGACCUAUGAUUAUAUGACGAAGUUGAAUUAUUUAUUCAGAGACACCCGUUUCUUUUUGAUAAAGUCGAACAAUGCAGAAAAUAUUACAUUGUCAAAAGCGAAAGGAGUCUGGUCUACGUUACCACAGAACGAAGCCAAUUUAAAUCAAGCUUUUAGAGAAUCCCGAAACGUGCUACUAAUAUUUUCAGUGAAGGAAAGUGGUAAAUUUGCUGGUUUCGCUCGUUUAGCGAGUGAGUCACGUCGAGAUGUUGCCCCUAUAUCAUGGGUACUGCCACCUGGGCUGUCUGCUAAAGUUUUAGAUGGUGUCUUUAAAGUUGAUUGGAUUUGUAGAAAAGAAUUGCCUUUCAGUAGCACUCUUCACUUGUAUAAUCCAUGGAAUGAAGGUAAACCUGUCAAAAUUGGCAGGGAUGGCCAAGAAAUUGAACCUAAGGUUGCAGAAGAGUUGUGUAGGCUGUUUCCAGAAGAUGAAGGAAUUGAAAUGACUCCAAUUCUUAGAAAAUCAAAGGAAGCAUCUAAAAAGUCUUACCUAAAGAGUGGUGGCAACUACAGGACAUAUCGUGCCCCUUUGUCGUCAAGAGGAUCCAACUUUCGAAACCGUAUCAAUACAUCAUCAAGAAGUAGAAGAAAGAUGUUUAUGUCUCCAAGGAGUCGUAUUUCUUCAAGUUCAUAUAAACGUCGUUCUCCUUCACCAUACAUGAGAGAACGAUUACCAAUAUGGUUCGGCCGUAAUCGUGAGGGCUAUGGUAAUAGUAGUACUGCAGCUGAAGCAUAUGUAGCUGAAUAUAUGCGAUCAAUGCAUCAUCAGUUGCCACCAUUGCCUUAUGUGCCACCACCUGGAUUUAGUGGAGCACUCCCAGCUUAUGAUGGAAUACCACCACCACCUCCACCACCACCUCCAAGAUACUAUGACUUGGCUGAAUAUCCUCGUUCAGUGCUAGUGUAUGAUAAAAGAUCUUAUGAAAGAUCUGUGGAUGAGUUUCUGUGGCGUACUUCAGAUCGCUCACGUGCCCGUAGCCGUGAUCGUGAUUCACACAGAUCCUACCGUGACCGACGAUAAAACUAUCAACCCCCAAUGUAUUGAUAUGAUAUCUGAUAAUUGAUAAUAAAAAAAAUUGUGAUUGAACUUUGAACUUUAUUGUGUUGUGGUGAACUAUGUUAUUAUAGUCUUGAACUCUGUUGAUUGAAAUUUGGACACUUUUUAAAAUAAAAUGUAUUACAUGGGACUAAUGAAAAAUGGGUAUAUCAGUGUAGUUCUACAUUAAAAGCAAGAAAUCUCUAUUUACAGGGUAUUUAUGCUGGAAAAUAGUGAUGAGUGUGGUUUGCAUUAACUGACUAUUUUUCUAAAACUUUGAUGCAGUGAAAAGUGUAACAUUAGCCAAAUUAUAAUUGUUGUAGUUAUGAACUACAAGUGCUGCUGGUUAAUGUUACAAAUUAAGAAAUUAAGCAUUUUUUAUAUAUUUGUACAACUAAUAUGGUUGUGUAUAACUGUGAUAAUUUCCACCUAUUUUAACUGUAAAAUUUUAUAAAACUCAAUGCUAUGCCUAUUUUGGCAAAUACAUAUCAACCAAAGAAAUAAUCUUCAAAAUUUUGCAUUUUUAAUAAUAUAUAUUUUGAAAUAGUUGUAUUAUUCGUGUUAUUGACGUUUGAAAUUGAAAUUUUAUAAAGCCAGCAAUUUUUAUUGUUCUAGUCUGUUUCAAACAAAUUGGUAAAAACAUUUUCUAACAUGACUGAUAAGAUGUUUCCAUUGUAUGUUAUUAAUAAUAUUUCCAGCCUUAUGCCAUAUUUCAUACUUAUAUACAGGGUUACAGGGUAAGUCGAUCUAAAUCCUAUAAAAGGUGUUAGUAUCCAUUAUUUCUGUUCUGACCGAUUUGACUAAGGAACCCCAUAUCCCAAACUUAACCGUUCUCAAGAUGGCCCUUGUAUUACUUUUAUAAAAAUUCUAGAAUUUGUGCGAUUGAUAUACUAAGAAACUAAUCCUUCUCACAAAUGUAUUCGUGUUUUAAUAAUCCUUUGUCUACCACGCCUCUGUUGGUAAUGUCAUUUGCAGUUUUAUUGUUUCAAAUAUUAAAGCAACUAAUCUUCUAUACAAAAAUAGUAAAAAACAAAGUAUAGACAAUAAAAAUGGGUGCAAUUGACCAGAAUCUGGAAUUUUUAUAAUAGCCAUACAAAGGCCGAUAUCUUGCGAAUAGUUAAGUUUGUGAUAUAGGGUCCCUUAGUCAAAUCGGUCAGGAGUAUUGGAUACUAUCACCUCUUAAAGGAUUUAGGUCGACUUACCCUGUAACCCUGUCGCGGAGAAUCUAACGGGUAACCGGGGCUCCGGCUCGACGUGCAGGAGAAGGA
Molecule: messenger RNA, 2836 nt
Organism: Spodoptera litura
Lineage: Eukaryota; Metazoa; Arthropoda; Insecta; Lepidoptera; Noctuidae
Gene: Ythdc1
Product: YTH domain containing 1
Biological process (GO): mRNA splicing, via spliceosome; regulation of alternative mRNA splicing, via spliceosome
Cellular component (GO): nucleoplasm
Molecular function (GO): N6-methyladenosine-containing RNA reader activity; mRNA binding
Source: RefSeq, a predicted model, not a curated record